UUCCAGCUGCCCACUCUGUGGGGAGUGCCCCCCAGUGGGCGGCUGCAAUGAGAAGCGCAUGCUGGCCAUGCUGCCGCACUGCGGCAAGACCUUUGCCGAAAGGAUGAAGAAGGUGGAGGUCUGGAAGUGGUGCAACUUGUCGGAGUUCAUUGUCACCGGCCAGGGCUGGGUUUGUAGUCAGGACCAGUGGACCCCAGAGAAACUGAACCCCGCUGGUUUCUACCUGGUGCGGCAGGAGCAGUGCCUCACCACAGAGGGCCCCACGUUCUAGAAGCUCCCGAGGUUUUUGAUCUCCUCUGGUCACACCUAGCAUCAAGUGUCAAGGUGGCCCUUUCACCUCCUCAGAAAUCACCGAUGGGCUGUGCCCGCCCUCCUCCACUUCCCACUUGGCCAUCUCAACCUGGUGCGCUGCUGGCGGCUGCUGCAGACUCAGACUGUCCUGUGAGCCGCGCCUGCCUGGGGGCCCCAUCCUCCCUGGGAGCCCUGGGUUUGCUCAGUCGCAUCAGCCCUUUCCCCUCCAAGACCCUGGCCCCUGUGCUCUCUGUCCCCAGUGGCUGUUCUAGGGGCUUCCAUGCCCAUCUCCCCAGGGGACAGUGGCUCCUUGUGGGCACGUCCACAGGUCCCUCGCAGACAUAGUCGUUUGCUGAAUCAAACGGUAUGAAAUUUCUCUGUCUGCUGGGAAAGGGGGCUGGGGACUCGGGAAGAGGCUUGGCCAGACUUCUUCUUGUCCUCUGAGCCUGGCCUGGAUGCCAAGCCUGGAGUGGACACACAGGGGUCAGGGGUAAGGGAGGAUGAGGUGGGCGCUUCCCAUCCUGUGCCUUUGUCACCUGCUAAAGCCUCAGCGAGGUGAUCAGACAUCCAGCCCUGGGGCCUGAGGACAGCAGAGGGGGCAGCCUGGAGGGGGCUCUGGGAGUUGGAGAGAGAGGGGCCGACAUCCACCUGAGUAGGGAAAUUUGCCUGGCGGGAGAGGGAGUCUGACAGGGGCGGUUUGCCUCGCUCCCGGCCUCUGCAUCCCCCUUUCCCAUCUGGGCUAUGGCUGCGUCUUCUCUUGCUCUGGGAGCCAGACUGAAGGGAGGACAUGGGGAGGCCCUGGGUGACCAGGGGACGCUUGGGAAGCACAGACCCUGUCGUGACCCUGGUUCUGCGAUGUCACACAAACAGCAGCUUCCUUGUGAAGAACACCCUGAUUUCAUCUCCAGCCUGAACUCGGGCUGGUACUACGAGAGCUUCACCAACUGCACCGAGGUGGAGACCAACGUGGUGGGCUGCUACUGGCCCAACCCCUUGGCGGAGAGCUUCAUCGCUGGGGUCCACAGGCGGUUCUUCCAGAACUGCUCCGUGGCCAGGCACCACUGGCAGGACCCCCCAGACGGAAUUCUCAUCCCGCUCAUCGCAGCGCCCAUCCUGCUGACCAUCGCCAUGACUGGCGUGGUGGUGUGGCGCAGCAAGCGCACCGCCCAGGUGGUGUGAGGGCCCGGUGAGUCCGAGGGGCCCCGCCUGGAGAAGCGGAGGAAAGUUCUCCGGUGCUGGGAGAGCCGGUGGACACUCUUCGGCUGCCCCCCACCCUGCCUGGGCGGGCUUUGGGCUGGUGAAAGAAAACGUGCCGCGGCUGGAGCCUGCGUGCUGGGCACAAGUCACCGCCGCUUCGCCCGCGCUGUCCCAGCCUGGGCUGGGGCCUCGGGGUUCCUAGCACUGAGUCCCGCGGUGCCCCAUCUGCAGCCCCGGGCAGACCCCGACCCCGCCUCCCAACUGACUCUACCCCUGGCCCCAGCCCAGCCCUGACUCCACCCCUUGGCUCUGACUCCACCUCCAGCCCUGGCCCCACCCCCAGCCCUGACCCCACCCCCAGCCCGGGCCCUAGCCCUGGCCCCACCCCCAGUCCUGGCCCCACCUCCCACUCUGACUCCAUCCCCAGCCCUGGCCCCGUGUCCAACUCUGACUCCACCCCCAGCCCUGGCCCCACCCCAGCAACGCCCUGGAAAGGUGUGCCUAUUCCCACCUGGCUGGGGGUUGGGGGAAGAGAGAUUGGGAGGGGGUUUUUGUAGGUCCUUGCUCCGCAGGUCUUGAGUCCUCUUGGUAGGGAGCCCACCUAGAGCUCUGGGAGACUGAGGGUUGGGUUGGGGGCUCCAAGGAGCCACUGCACAGCCUGAGACCUGCUGUCUGGGGCCACCACCAGGGGCUGGAGCUGGGGUGGGCCUCCUUCCUAACGGGCCCCCCACUGUGAGCAUGGCCUCGGGGUGGGGUCCCGUGUGCUCUCGUUCUGGCUGAGUUCUGUCUGCCAUGUUUGUGCUUUCUUUGAGUAAAAAGUCAUGCUACUUC
Balaenoptera acutorostrata (minke whale) is the source of this 2319-nucleotide messenger RNA. RefSeq names its product receptor activity modifying protein 3 (gene RAMP3). The record is from RefSeq and is a predicted model, not a curated record. Gene Ontology annotation, biological process: intracellular protein transport; regulation of G protein-coupled receptor signaling pathway; cellular response to hormone stimulus. The transcript has 4 exons. Gene Ontology annotation, molecular function: coreceptor activity. NCBI's taxonomy places the organism in Eukaryota, Metazoa, Chordata, Mammalia, Artiodactyla, Balaenopteridae. The coding region runs from base 1033 to 1470 and encodes 145 amino acids. Gene Ontology annotation, cellular component: signaling receptor complex; cell surface; membrane.